AUUUGAUAUAUCUCAAUUGAUUCAACCAUAACGAUGUGUAAAUCAAAAACUUAGUAUUAAUCUUAUCGUAGUGUUAAUUCAAUUCCAAGAACUGUAUUUGGUUAUUAUCUCGUUGAGUUUGGGCCUCUGAAACAAUGGGAGGGGUGGGGUUAUACGAGGUGGUCUUGCACUCUGAAGUGAAUUCUGUCGGUAACAAUCGUCAGUAAUUCACCUGUCAACCAACACAGUGGCAUGUUAACUAUGGUUACUUCACUAAACUUUCCGCCAAUGAAAAGUAGGGACGCAAAGCGAUCGAUGUUCACCGUUAGGAAACUCUAACUAUCGAUUAAUUUGCAAACUAAAAAUAAUUAUAACUGAAGAAGGCUACCAGAGCUUCCUUAGUCCAAGUCUACAGUAGUAACCAACCUGGUCUACCCCACGAAACAGUCACAGAAUAUGUUCCCCCACGUUCUCAUUCAUGAAAUAUCCCAGGCUACACGAAUGCAGUCUUCCUGUCUGUACUUUCACCGGGACGAAAUCCAAUGAGAUUUAUCUAACAUAUUCAUACAAACGCCUAGUUUCUAGUCUAUCUGCAUAAUGCAACCCGAAAACCCGGAUGCGAACAAUGCAGUUUCCCGCCGCACCGUAUACCGUAUCAUUCAGUCAUGCGUCGGAUAUCUAUCUGAUAAACUGAACGUGAACUCGCUUUCUCUAAUUAGUAUCCGGCUUUUUAAAGCUUGAUUUUAACCCUGCAAUUCCAUAUUUGGGGCAAGAAGUUCAUCUAGUAUAUAAAGCAAUAAAAUUAUCAUGGAAGUCAACCUGAUUCAAGAAGCUGAAGAACCAAUCUCGAGUGAGUACGUAAACAAGCCGGUGAGGCAGAUUCGUCGCCGUUCGGAUGUGUGGGACUUCAUGGAGUACCGCGUUUCGAAAACGAAUAGGAUGAAGUACAUUGAAUGCAAACUAUGCGGUUUGCAUCUAACCGCCUCGUCUCGGAGCGGUACCUCGAAUUUGAGGAACCAUCUGUUAAAUCGGCAUGCAGACCAAUAUCAUCCAGAUACCAUUCCAGAUCGACAUCGUCUAAAACACGGCCAUAUCCAGAAGUUUGCAGAGGGCCCAUUCUCUUCGAGUGAUAGUCAAAGCAAAGUGAAAGAUGAAGAGGGAGGAAAAGUGUCAGAAACAAAGCCGGGUGAAGCCAGCGAGAUGGUUGUCGAUGGGGGUGCUGACACCAGUACCACUACCAACGCAGCAAACGGGACUAAUGCCAAUGGCGCGGAUGCCAUGGAUGCUAUCACAAAAACAAGGAACAUUGCAUUCAGUCAAGCUGCAAAGAAUAAAGCCCUCAUCAGACUACAGCAAUCAAAGAUGAAAAGUGCUAUGCAUUCUAAUUUGAAGAAGCUUGGGUGUUCUAAGUUCCGUGCCCAGGGCAUCAACAACGCAAUAUUUCAAAUGCUGAUUAACGAUUUAUUGCCAGUGAAUGUCAUUGAAGGAGUUGGAUUCAGGGGGCUCAUAGAGGCUUUCCAAGGGGGAUACACAUUUCCAACAGUUUUUAGUAUUGAGGAGCGCCUUCUGGCUCGAUUAGGUGUGGGAAGGACUAAACUCUCUGAACGGUUAUCAAGUGCUCUCAAAAUAGGUCUCACCUGCGAUCUAUGGACCGACUACUACAACAGGAACUUCAUUACGGUAACCUCACAUGUUAUCAGUGCAGAGUGGAAAAAUGAGAGCUGGGUCCUUGGUACGGUUAAGGUGAAGGCCAAUGCUACAGAUGUAGAUGUGGCUCAGCAAAUAAGUGAAGUGUGCCAAAGCUGUGGUGUGACGAUCUCUGAUGUUCCAGCUAUGGUGUACGGCACAGAUGGUAAGCAGUCUGUCGCCGACACUUCUGAAAGACUGAAAGUAUUAAAGUCUAUUUGUGCCUUUCUGAAUGUGGAGAGCAGACCUUGUGCCGGGGAACUCCUUGGAAUCGCUGUCCAGAAUGCUCUUGGCAUUCCAUCUAUUACCAAACUUAUACAAGAUGCUGGGCAGCUCAUCACUCACCUGUCCACAGAUCGAAUCUGCCAAAGGCGACUGAGAGACGCACUAAAAAACAAGAAGUCAUCUCUCACUCUGACCAUAUGUGACAAUUCCAGUGGAUGGCAAGUGAUAUCAGAUAUGUUCUGUCAACUGGCAGAGUUACAGGAUGUGAUUGGGCAAGUUCUUGGUGUAGACCUGGAAGUAAACCUGACAGAGUCUCAGUGGAAGGUACUCCAUGAGAUCAUCCAUGCCCUCCAAGGUGUGAAAGCAGCAGUGGCAGUAAUGGGUGAUGACAAGAACAAGUCCGGUUCCUGCUGGUUACCAGUCAUGCAUGGAGUGCUUCAGCACAUUGAUGUUCCAAAUGCCGAGGACAUUUCCGAAGAUGGGCAAGUCUUCAGGAACAUCCUUAGUGCGGAGCUGAAAGCACGGUGUGAGCUGAAUGAAAUCCUUCCCAGCUCCUUGAUGAUGCAAGCUGCAGCUAUUGACCCAAGAUUUCACCACCUGCGCUUCCUGUCCGAUGAGGAUCGGGUCCCAGUGAUCGAGGGGUUAAAGGAGAAACUGGCAGACAACCACAGAGAAGACCAGCAUGAGCAUGCCGAAGAUGAGAAAGACUCGCCAUUCUUUGCACUACUUGGAGAAGACGAGUUCAACAAGAAGAUUACCAAGCCAGAGGAUGAGAUUGACCUGUUCAGGUUGGAACGUCCCGUUUCCAGAGAAACAGAUGCCCUCAACUGGUGGCGAUUAAAUGAGAAGCGAUUCCCUGGGCUCUCUAAGCUUGCCAAGGGUAUCCUGUGUGUGCCAAUAGCUGCUACUCCGUUGUGUAUGAGUGCAGAGACCAUGAGAUCUCUCGAGAACCGUAAACGUCUUGAUCACAUGCAUAUUGAUGCACAGCUUUUUCUUCACAAGAACACAGAAUUAUUUGACUAGAUUUACAUUUUGAAAUACUCAGAGGACUUUAGUGAUGAGAUUUCAAUUCUGUGCGUUUAUUGGUAAGCAUUGUAUUCGGGCCUCCAACAUGUUUUCACUGUUCACCUUAAAUGAAAUUGUUUCGCAUUCAGUUACCUAGUGAUACACUUUUUGUACACUAUAUAUGUGAUAUACAUCAGAAAAAAAUUGAAAUGCUUUUGAAUUGGGUAGCCUGCAUGUCUUAAUGAUUAAGAGCUGCUAUUGAAUUCUGAAUCUUAUUAUUUCUGUUACUCUUGGAUUUAUUAAUUGCAAAAAAAAUAUGCAAUUAUAUAUUCCUUAAUCAAUUUACUUUAAAUGCACCAUUGCUAUUGAUAGUAUUUCUUUUCUCUUGAAUUCAUUUCUUUUGAAUUGUAUUUAUUGGGAUUAUUCCUUAAAAUAUUAAAUGGCCAAGUGUUGCUAUUGAAUUCUUUAUCUUAUUAAUCAUUUUACACCCUUGGAAUCAUUUCUUUGAAAGGACAAGUCCAACCCAACAAAAAGUUGGUUUGAAUAAAAAGAGAAAGAUCCAACAAGAAUAACACUAAAAU
Molecule: messenger RNA, 3476 nt
Organism: Lytechinus variegatus (green sea urchin)
Lineage: Eukaryota; Metazoa; Echinodermata; Echinoidea; Temnopleuroida; Toxopneustidae
Product: zinc finger BED domain-containing protein 4-like
Exons: 3
Coding region: 787-2913 (708 amino acids)
Molecular function (GO): DNA binding; protein dimerization activity
Source: RefSeq, a predicted model, not a curated record